ACUUUCACUUUUGACUUUGCAUGGUCAUGCGUCAGGCGUGGUUUUCCUCAACAACUUAGGCUACAAAAAAGUUUCAGCUUCAAGCAAAAACCCGUUUAGUAGCUUCUUUUCGACACGCUAAAACUAUCGCUGUUUUGGAUAAACUUAGGAGUAGGCCUAUUGCAUUAAAGGAGAUAAAAGUCAUUGGCGUGCCUUUCUUGUCAGAAGUUUGUCAAAGCCAAGGUCUGUGUCCUGAGGAAACUACAAGCCAUGAGUGACAAAGAACACAAUCUGGUGCCACUGCUUACUGAACAGGCUGCCAUUCUUGAAAAGUUUGGAAGUGCCUUUUGCCAUGCUGUUAGUGUCAAAUUUAAAUGCACAGCUGUUCUCCACAAUGUGAAAGAGGCUGGCUCCCUUGGUAUUAACACAAGUGGCGCCUGGCGUCCUGAGAAGAGGUACUCCACAAAGCUGUCCAGCGGAGUUGAAGUUUCAGUCUGGAAAGAUGAUCUUACACGUCAUAAUGUGGCUGCUGUGGUUAAUGCAGCUAAUGAGAAUUUAAAUCAUGGAGGGGGUCUUGCACAAGCACUGAGUAACGCUGGGGGACCAAUAAUACAGCAAUGGAGUGAUCAAUAUAUGCAGAAAGUGAAAAGAGUGAAAACUGGUGAUGCUGUUCUUGGUCCUGCUGGAAAACUUCCAUGUAAACAUAUCAUACAUGCUGUGGGCCCCAAAUUGUCUCAAAAUCCAUCCAGGAAGGAUAUUGAUUAUGCUGCUCCUUUGUUAUUUAAUGCUAUUAAUAGUAUACUACAAAUAGUUCUAAAGGAAAACAUUGUCUCUGUUGCAAUUCCAGCUCUGAGUUCUGGCCUUUUCAAUUUUCCAAGAGAUCUGUGUGCAGACAUUAUCGUAAAGGCUAUAAAUCAGUUCCAUUUACAUAAUGCAUUUCAAGACAAAAACUUAGAUAUCCAUCUUGUCAAUAACGACGAACCCUCAGUCCAAGAAAUGGAGAGAGCCACUAGGAUGAUUUUAGGUCCGCCCAGCACUUCUGGCUCAUACAGUGGGGCUGUGAAAGUCAGAAACCAGAGCAUGACUUCCUCUUCAAGCAGUGAUUUGCAGUUUGGCAAUGUAACACUGUACCUUAAAAAGGGCUUGAUUCAGGAGGAAAGGGCUGAUGUAAUUGUGAAUACAAUUGCAUUAAACCGCGAUUUGUCUAAGGGGGAGGUUUCAAAAGCUAUUUUGAAGAAAGCUGGCAAAAUGAUUCAAGAUGAGAUUUCCAAAAUGGGAAACUCCAUAAGUUUCUCAGGUGGUGACCUCUAUAUAACAAAUGGAUAUGGACUGGGCUGUCGAUCAGUAUUUCAUAUUGCAAUGACAUAUAUGUGCAACCAGACUCUUUACAAUAGUGUCUCAGAAUGUCUGAGUAGAGCUACAAUGGGAUACAAGUCCAUCUCUCUCCCAGCUAUUGGUACUGGGAAUCUUGGCUUUAGGAAACAAGAUGUUGCCCAAAUCAUGAUGGAUGCUGUUGCAGUAUUUAGCAAACAAUGCAUGGAUAAACUGGAUGUUUACUUUGUUGUGUUUCCAAAAGACAAAGAAAUGAUGGAGGCUUUUGAAAAUGAGAUGAAAAGGAAAAAAGGAGCGGCAAAGUAUCCAGAAAUACACAAUAACAUGACAAGCUUUACUUCUCCAGCCAAAGAAACCAUAGCAAAUGAAACGCCAACUGUUGAGUUCUACAGUGUCUCCAAUGAAGCUCUGAGAGAAGCAAAAGUGUGGACAUUUAAUAUGCUAAAGCCAUCAAAAGCAAAAACCAUAAAGAAUAACCACAUCCUACAUUUUGGACAAGAAGACCACGAAUAUCUUCUCUCUCUCCAAACAAUGUUGAAUGUUCACAUUGAAGAGUUCUUCAAGAAUGGUAAUGGUGGCAUAACCAUCACUGGAAACACUUCGGAUGUCAGUUGUGCAGCAAUUGAGGUGGAGAACAUGCUCUGUAAGGCCCAGGAGGACUUCCUCCGAGCUGAAGAACGUGACAUUCUGUAUUCUGUGGUUCGCUGGAGUUGUGAAGAUGUACCUUGGAUACAAACACCUGAAAUCAGUGCAAUUUUGGAGAAAGCUUAUCUAGAAGGGAAGGAAAAACGUGUGUUCAGUAACCACAAAGUAAACUUGGAGUCCAUGACAGUGAUUGACAACACUGGGGGAAUGAGCAUUUUGAAAAGGACAUGCCUGUUGACUCGUUUUGAGUCUAUUAACAAUUCGUAUUAUGCAAGAACUCCUGUGAGCAGGGAGGAUCAUUUUGAUAAAGACAUUAAAGUCUUGGAGAGUUUUGGCCACCGUAUUGUCAAGAUGGAGAAGCUAGAGAACAUCCCACUAAAGCAGCUGUUCAAAAUGAACAUGCAAAGAGUGAAAGACAAGCCGAAGCGCCUCUACCAGCGUGUGUCAGCUCAGUUCUGUGAUCUCAUCUGCAGACUAGGCUUUCAGAAAGAGUUCGCCCCUCCUGCAGAGCAAAGGUGUGGCAGUGGAAUAUACUUCAGUACAAUGGACGAAGUCUUGAAGCUGUGGAACGAGCAAGAACAUGAGCAGUACAUCUACAUCAUUCAGGCCCAGGUCCUCACUGGGAAUUCUACAGAUGGUUCUCCAAAUUUGAUUAUGCCCCCUCCCCUAGGUAAAGACCCUUUGGAUCGUUAUGAUAGUGUGAAUCACAGGAAGCAGACUUAUGUCAUCUUUAACAGUCAACAAGCUCUUCCUGAAUACCUCUUCAUAUGUGCCAAAUAAAGCCUUGUGUAGAUGCACAGGGCAAUAUACAAUAGCAGGGCACAAAUAAUUAGGGCAAAUUUGUGGCUCUGUGGACUUCAAAACACUAAAUAUUCAUGAACUUAAAAAAAAAAAAAAAGGAAUCAAACAAUACAUACUGAACUAUA
This is a messenger RNA of Carassius auratus (goldfish), 2882 nucleotides long. RefSeq names its product poly [ADP-ribose] polymerase 9-like. The transcript is spliced from 10 exons. Gene Ontology annotation, biological process: protein poly-ADP-ribosylation; negative regulation of gene expression; positive regulation of type II interferon-mediated signaling pathway. The record is from RefSeq and is a predicted model, not a curated record. Gene Ontology annotation, cellular component: cytoplasm; nucleus. NCBI's taxonomy places the organism in Eukaryota, Metazoa, Chordata, Actinopteri, Cypriniformes, Cyprinidae. Gene Ontology annotation, molecular function: transcription corepressor activity; ubiquitin-like protein ligase binding; NAD+ poly-ADP-ribosyltransferase activity. Bases 250 to 2736 code for a protein of 828 amino acids.